AUGUCCACCUGGCGCCCCGGCAAACGAGUAGCUAUCGCAGGCGGUGGACCCGGUGCUAUAUCCACAGCGUUGGCAUUCAUCAAGCGUGGCUACGACGUGCGAGUAUUCGAGCGUCAAACCGAAUGCCGCGCUAUCGGAGGCGCGGUUCUCCUCUCUAUCCCUGUGCUUGCGAUUCUGCGCUCCUACGGAAUCAGCCUCGAGAACUUCGGAUCCUAUACCUCGACCUACUUCAAGAACAAAUGGGGUAAGGAACGGGCCCUGCUGCCCUUCAAUGCAGAAGUCGAAAGACGGAUGGGCAUCAAGGGUUGGCAAUAUGGCGUCUUGCGAUCAUCUGCUUUUCAAAAAAUGCUCGACCUUGUCCCCAAGGGCGUCAUUUUCUGCAGUCACGAAGUGACGGGAUACGAAGAGGUCGAAGGUGAGGUGGAAGUCAAGUUCAAGGAUAGCAACAUCAAACCAAUAAAGGCAGAUAUCCUGAUCGCAGGAGAUGGUAUUCGGUCCGCCGUUUCGCGUCAGGCAUUUGGUGACCCACAGCUAUUCCACACAGGCAUCCGGCUUUGGCUCGCGUGGUGUGAUCACAUCCCCGGAAUUCCUGCCAACACCGGUGUCAUCUCGCACGACUGGCAAUACCAAGCGAGUUUCUUUCCUAUGUUGCAUGACGGGAAGCCAGGGUUCGAGUGGUGGGUUGUCGAGCCGGGGUGGGAAGGAAAGCCGCUUCCUGAGGAUCCCAAGGCCCACGUAGAGAAUAUUCUACAGGGCUGGUCGGAUCCCAUGCGGCAACUGGUGGAAGCCACUAAUUUUAAUAUGCAAGUAUAUCGGUGGGACAUCUACAAUCGGCCAUCGAUGAAGAAGUGGUCUUCAGGAAGGAUUGUGGGUGUGGGAGAUGCGGUGCACCCAGUUUCGCCAUAUGCGGCGUACGGAAUGGGCAUGGCCAUCGAGGAUGGUUAUUAUCUUGCCAAGGCGCUCGACGGAGUUGAUCUACGGGAUUUGAGGGCUGUCAGCGCGGGCUUUGAGUUGUUCGAACAACAACGUGUGGACUAUGUCAAUCAUCACAUGGAGUUUGCUCGGUUUUUGAGUUAUGUGUUCCAUAACUUGCCUUGGCCGUUGGCGAAGCUGAGAGACUUGGUGUUUGAUUAUACACCAUUUUUGAAGACAUUGCUGCAGAAGUCGUAUUUGAAAAGAUCGGAGGAUGAAACAAUGGAUCUGAAGGAGCUUCAUGUCGUUUAG
This is a messenger RNA of Aspergillus luchuensis, 1224 nucleotides long. Its product is annotated as FAD-dependent oxidoreductase. The coding region runs from base 1 to 1224 and encodes 407 amino acids. Gene Ontology annotation, molecular function: FAD binding. The record is from RefSeq and is a predicted model, not a curated record. NCBI's taxonomy places the organism in Eukaryota, Fungi, Ascomycota, Eurotiomycetes, Eurotiales, Aspergillaceae. The transcript has a single exon.